Zasmidium cellare ATCC 36951 is the source of this 768-nucleotide messenger RNA. RefSeq lists its product as uncharacterized. The record is from RefSeq and is a predicted model, not a curated record. The transcript is spliced from 2 exons. NCBI's taxonomy places the organism in Eukaryota, Fungi, Ascomycota, Dothideomycetes, Mycosphaerellales, Mycosphaerellaceae. The coding region runs from base 1 to 768 and encodes 255 amino acids.
AUGAGCGGCAAAGGAAGUGUCCCCGAUGCCUGGGACGACGAUUGGGUCAAUGUCGCCGAUAAACCAGAGGAGAAGACGACUGCCCCCGAACCAGCGCCAAAGCUUACCAAGGCAGAGCGCCGAGCGCAACACGUUGAGCAGCAGAAGCAGUUAUGGGACUCUGCAGAAAACCCCGGCAGAAACUUGUGGUUGGAGGCGCAAGGCGUCGCCCCAAUGAAGCAGGAGUUCAAGCCCACGUUACUCAGCCGCAAGCCGCCGACUAUCGCAAAGAAAGGUGCCGUGGAUGGCAUGGGCAAGCUGAGCCUGGAAGAUGACGAGGACAGCGAAGAGGAGAGGCGCAAGGCACAAGAGGCAAACUUCGAGGAACGCCAGCGUAAAGCAAAGAUCGAGCGGGAAGAGAAGCAGAGACGAUAUGCUGAGGCGAGAGAGCGAAUUAUGGGCUCAUCGAACGCCUCUCCUGCAGCCAAUUCCAGGGAGAGCUCCCAAGGACGAGACAACAACCGACGCGGACGCGGCAACAGAAUGAAUGGCAGCAGACGAAGUCAGCCAGACACUCCGGCAGAUAGAUCUCCGGUGAGAGCCGCACAGCCUCGGACUGGAGACAACCAGCUUUUCGAUCCAGAGGACAUGAGCAGGAGACUUGCGCCUAAGCGCGAGACGCCUCAAUCUCCUCGAGAAGAUCAACCUCUGAGACAGCCUCGUGGACCUGACAACAGCGGUAGAGGUGGUUUCGGAUUUGCUAGUCGAGGCGGAUCAACCUACACGUGA